This is a messenger RNA of Aspergillus brunneoviolaceus CBS 621.78, 493 nucleotides long. RefSeq lists its product as uncharacterized. Lineage: Eukaryota; Fungi; Ascomycota; Eurotiomycetes; Eurotiales; Aspergillaceae. The coding region runs from base 195 to 449 and encodes 84 amino acids. The record is from RefSeq and is a predicted model, not a curated record. The transcript has a single exon.
CCUGAAACCCGAUCGUCCAAUGUGUAUAUGGUCCAGAGCAGCACCCAGCCAAGUCCCCUUCCCGAGUCCCGCUCGUGGUGGCUGCACAACCACUCCGCCCAAGCCUUAACCCGUAACUUUAAAUCGGCAGUCGGCGAUGCUGGAAGUACAUGAUCUAGACUUUUCUGCAAGCUCAUGCAUCUCGGUAUAGUUAGAUGAGUGCAUCUAUCUUGACGAGAGCCACUUCAUCGCCACUCGCUCAGACCGCACAGAUUCUGAUGUACCUCUUGUGUCAUGUUACCUGGCAGUCCGCUACUGGGGAAACAUAUAUCUUGCUCACAACACGACGCCUCGUUCCUCCACGGGGAUACUUCAAUCUUCAUCCGAACAAGUAUGUACUAUGGUGGGUGCUGUGGUGGUCGGUCUGGGCUGAAACAUCCGCGCCAACGGGUGGUAUGUGGGCAAAAUGACGAUUGCCCUUUUUUAUUCUCUUCCUCGCGCUGGGGAUUCGUGU